AAUGCCACUCUAGUGAGGAACGGUGCCUGGUAGAGAGACACGGUUACUUUUCACUUUCAAAAGCUUCAGAUGGUGGGAGUGCUGGACAAAGCCAGAUGUUGCAGAUGAUGAGAUGGCGGCUGUGUUCAUGUCCCUCUUUCUUCUUAACCUCUUAGCCUCAGGAAGCUCAACCAGAGAUCCCCAACGGCCCAGAAAUGCUACUUUGCACCGUCUGACCAGGCACCUGUUGCUGAAUUACAACAAAGGAGUGAGACCUGUCAGGAACUGGUCAAAGGCCACGACCGUUUACCUUGAUCUCUUUGUCCAUGCAGUGCUGGAUGUGGAUACACAGAAUCAAAAGCUAACAACAAGCAUUUGGUUUCGGCAGACCUGGAAGGAUGAAUAUCUUACCUGGAAUUCCAGCCUCUAUGACGGUAUCAGGGAGAUUUCCCUGCCACUCAGCACCAUCUGGUCUCCGGAUAUCAUCAUCAAUGAAUUGGUGGAUGUCAACAGGUCUCCCGAUCUCCCCUACGUUUACCUGAAUGCUGCUGGGUUGAUCAAGAACCACAAGCCCGUGCAGGUGGUGUCCGCGUGCCAUUUGGAGACGUACGCCUUUCCCUUCGACGCCCAGAACUGCAGCCUGACCUUCAGCAGUAUCCUGCACACAGUGGAGGACGUGGACCUCGCCUUCUGGAGAAGCCGCGAGGACAUUCAGAACGACCAGACCCUGUUCCUGGAGGACGGCGAGUGGGAGCUGCUGUCAGUGCCCUCACAUCCCUGGGUCCUGCACACGGAGAUGGGACGUUUCGCCCAGAUUCAGUUUAAUGUUGUUAUCCGAAGGCGACCCCUGCUCUAUGUGGUCAGUUUGCUGAUCCCCAGCCUGUUCCUGAUGCUCAUUGACCUGGCCAGCUUCUUCCUGCCACCCAACUGCGGCACCAGGAUAACCUUCAAGACCAGCGUGCUGGUUGGCUAUACGGUCUUCAAAGUCAACAUGUCAGACCAGCUGCCGGUCACCGCAGCCAGCACUCCCCUGAUUGGCGUGUUCUUCACAGUCUGCAUGGCCCUCUUGGUUCUCAGCCUGUCCAAGUCCAUCCUGCUGGUAAAGUUCCUUCAUCUGGGGGAAGACCCUGUGCGGGAAAAGCUCUUCUCCAGAUGCAGGGUGGGCAGUGCCGUAGACGGAGGCAUCCCUGGAGAGAGCGCCCAGGCUCCCAGGCUGCAAGCCACGGGCGACAGUGCAGGCUGCUCGUGGCCUGGGGAAAAGGCGGAAGGGACCGGAGAGGAGCCUCGGAAGGCGAUGAUGUCCCAGAAGGCCACAAUGGAGAAGAUCCUGGCAGAGCUCCUCUGGAUUGGCUCCCAGCUCCGUGCACUGGAAGGGGCCAGCCAGCUGGAAGUCCAGUGGCUCAGGCUGUGCUACCGGCUGGACAGACUGCUGUUCUGGGUGUACGUCCUGACCCUGGGGGUGUAUGCCGUCACACUCUGCUCCCUGUGGGUGGUCUGGAGUUCCCAGUGAUGGCACCGGGGCUAACACCAGGGAUGCAGGUACAAUCAAUGC
Messenger RNA from Pelodiscus sinensis (Chinese soft-shelled turtle), 1531 nucleotides. Lineage: Eukaryota; Metazoa; Chordata; Testudines; Trionychidae. The record is from RefSeq and is a predicted model, not a curated record.